AGGAAGUAAAAUUGUAGGAGUAGAUUGGUUGUCAGACUUGUUGAAUGUCACACUAAUCAAUGCGCGCUAUCUCUCACACACACAGUCACACACAUUCCGUCACUCGUGAAUGAAUUCCUAGAAGUCAUCAAUUCUUCACCAAUUUUCACCCCCUUUUAAAUCUUCUCUGCGGAUACUUCAAUACUGCAGCUUUGUUCCUCUCCAUUUUUCUUUGCUUAAUUCCUAACUAUUGACUCCUUCUCACCAUUAGUACCCUCCUGUAGCAUUAGGGAAUUACCCUCUGUACAAUAUAUUUAUGCACAGAAAUUAAAAGGGUAUUGUUGUAGAUGACAGAGAUGAUUACCAUGAGUUUAAAAUCCAAUCUUUUUGCUACCCCAUAUAGUGGAAGAUAUGGGGUAAGCCAUUUUUGGUCUCAGCAGAAAUUGGUCAACUCCAAGUCAGUCAGAAGUCGGAGGGUUGGUCGACUUUAUUGCGAGUCUAAGACUGCAGAAAUGGAAAUCAGGAAGUGCUCGCCUUUUCUGGAAAGUGAAUUGUUGUCCGGUAAUGGUGGGUUGCCCUUGACAGAGUGGAGAACUGUUCCCGACAUUUGGCGGACUUCGGCAGAGAAGUUUGGUGACCGUGUAGCAGUUGUGGACCCAUAUCAUGAUCCUCCUACAACCAUGACUUAUAAACAGCUUUAUCAGGAGAUUGUGGAUUUCUCUGAAGGUUUGAGAGUUGUUGGGCUAAACCCAAAUGAGAAGAUUGCGCUUUUUGCUGAUAAUUCAUGUCGAUGGCUUGUUGCAGAUCAAGGUACGAUGGCGAGUGGGGCUAUCAACGUUGUGAGGGGUUCAAGGUCAUCAAAUCAAGAGCUAUUGCAAUUAUACAGCCACUCUGAAAGUGUCGCUCUUGCUAUUGACAAUCCUGAGAUGUACAACCGGAUUUCAGACACCUUUGGUUCCCACACAGCUGUACGAUUUGCUAUUUUACUUUGGGGCGAGAAAUCAAGCCUUGGAAGAGAAGCCGUGCAGGGAUAUCCUGUAUAUACUUAUAAGGAGAUUAUAGAAUUGGGUCACAAGAGUCGUGUGGAUCUGCUUGAUUCUGAAGAUGCCAGGAAACAAUAUUCAUUUGAGGCAAUCAACUCUGAUGAUGUGGCUACAAUUGUCUAUACCAGUGGAACCACCGGUAAUCCAAAAGGUGUCAUGCUUACGCAUAAAAAUCUGCUUCACCAGAUUUUGAAUCUGGGGGAGAUUGUACCUGCUGUACCUGGGGACAGAUUUCUAAGCAUGCUUCCGCCUUGGCAUGCAUAUGAGCGUGCUUGUGAAUAUUUCAUAUUCACACAUGGAACAGAGCAAGUGUACACAACUGUGAAAAAUUUGAAGGAAGAUUUGCGGCGUUAUCAGCCACAUUACUUGAUAAGUGUUCCUUUAGUUUAUGAGACAUUAUACAGUGGAAUUCUAAAGCAGAUCAAUUCAAACUCUGCUGCUAGUAAACUCAUUGCCCUAUUAUUUUUAAGGAUCAGUAUGACUUACAUGGAGGCAAAAAGGAUUUACGAGGGGGAAUGUUUAAUGAAGGACACCAAGCAACCUUCAUAUAUUGUAUCAUUGCUCGACUGGUUGUGGGCUAGAACUAUUGCUGCUAUAUUAUGGCCGCUGCAUAUGCUGGCGAAGAAAAUUGUUUACAGUAAAAUACACGCAAGCAUUGGUAUUUCAAAGGCUGGCGUAAGUGGAGGUGGUAGUCUUUCUUCACAUGUUGACAAGUUCUUUGAGGCAAUUGGCAUAAAGAUUCAGAAUGGAUAUGGUCUGACUGAGUCAUCUCCCGUGAUUUCUGCCCGUCAUCUUGCGUGUAAUGUACUUGGCUCAGUUGGGCAUCCCAUUCGGCAUGUAGAAGUAAAAAUUGUAAAUGCUGAAACAGAUGAGGUCCUUCCUCCUGGCUCAAGGGGCAUUGUCAAAGCCAGAGGGCCACUAGUAAUGAAGGGCUACUAUAAGAAUCCGUUGGCAACAAAACACGCUAUUGAUGAGAAUGGAUGGCUGAACACUGGUGAUCUUGGUUGGAUUGCGCCUGAUCAU
This is a messenger RNA of Nicotiana tabacum (common tobacco), 2045 nucleotides long. The record is from RefSeq and is a predicted model, not a curated record. Lineage: Eukaryota; Viridiplantae; Streptophyta; Magnoliopsida; Solanales; Solanaceae.